GUCAUAGUUUACAAAACAUAGGGGUAAACUGUUGGGAAUCCAUUCUGCAAACAGUCUUCAAUGGAAAAGUAAUUGUGACAUCAGUGAUAUAUUUUACAGGACUGUAAAUAACAUAGCCUAACACCAGUUGGGUCUUAGGGUGACAAGUGUAAUUUGCUAUCAGAUGGUGUUGUGAUUGUGUUGUCCUAGAACUCUCAAGCACAUGCUGCACAUGAACACAGACUCACUCACAACACUCUGAAAUAUGAUUUGCUGGGCUAAAAUCUGGUUCCUAACCAUCUACAGGUAAGACAACCAACAUGCUAAUAUCAUGGUAUUGUGCUUAUUACCAAUUGUACAGGGGCUGCUGGUAGCCUAGUGGUUAGAGCAUUGGGCAAGUAAGUGAAAGGUUACUGGAUCGAAUCCCCGAGCUGACAAGGUAAAAAUGUGUCGUUCUGCCCCUGAACAAGGCAGUUAACCCACUGUUCCUAGGCCGUCAUUGUGAAUAAGAAUGUUAUUAACUGUCUUGCCUAAUUAAAUAACGUAUUUUUUUUUAAAUAGCAUGUAAUAUCGCAUGAAUUCACAAGGGGGCACACAUGUACCAAGGCAUCUUUCUGAAUUACCAUGACUACGGCAAACAGGUGUCCGAGUUGUUGUUGCUACUUACGUCCGUUUCAGAGCGUUUAACAAUAAGCUAGCUAGCUGUAUAGUUAGCUACUAAAGUUUAAACCUUUGCUGAUAUAGCAGGACAUGCACAUCGACUUGGUAUGAAGACAUUGCUCUAGUCUUCUCUCCUCCUCAGUCCUCUUCCCUAGAAAUUCUGUGAGAGUUGUGCUAUGUUCAGGAAAACUGUCUGGAAGAUUACCGUGAGUUAUUAUGAUGCCGUUAGCUGGCACCAGGACGAGGCCCUGAACACGACCAUAUUCAUCCUGAAAGAGUAUGGUCCGACCGGAUUUCUACUCAAAGAGGAGGGGGAACCCAAAAACUUCAAAGUGUUCUUGGAAGACCCUCAUACAUGUACCUGUUCAACAUUCCACAAAGAGAGAGACCUCUGCAAACACAUCUGCUGGGUUUUAUUGCGGAAAUUCAGACUGCCUAGAGAACAUGAAUAUUGCUUCCAGCAGGUCCUGGUUGAAAGGCAGAUCCUGGAGCUGCUACAGGGUUUACACAGGAGCAGAACCCCCCGGCCUGUACACCCACCCUGCUCUGAGGCUGACCCUAACCCCAGACCAGACCCAGCUGAGGGGAACGGGGGCAGACAGAAGGAGAUCGAAGCUGAGGAUGUGUGUCCCAUCUGUCAAGAGGAGUUGCUGGGGAAACGGCUGCCUGUGUCUUACUGCAAGUUCGGCUGUGGCAACAACGUCCAUAUCUCCUGUAUGAAGGUGUGGGCAGACCACCAGGCACGUCCGGAGGGGGAGGGGGAAGCCGUGGUGAAGUGCCCGCUGUGCCGGGAGGACUUUGGGCUGGUCAAGUUGCUCCUGGAGCAGGUGAGGAAUGUGGCUGAGCUCCACACAGCUGCUGAGAGAGAGAGGCCCGACAGACACCUCGGGGUGCUCUGCAACAACUGCAGGGUCUGCCCCAUCACUGGCAAGUGCUUCAAGUAAGUCUUGUUGUCAUAAUGCCCAGGCCCAAUAGACCUUGAGCUCGAAUUGACAUACUUUUCCCCCAUCCACUUACCUAUACUGUUGUGGAUCAA
Messenger RNA from Salmo salar (Atlantic salmon), 1675 nucleotides. RefSeq names its product E3 ubiquitin-protein ligase ZSWIM2-like. Gene Ontology annotation, molecular function: zinc ion binding; ubiquitin protein ligase activity. The record is from RefSeq and is a predicted model, not a curated record. NCBI's taxonomy places the organism in Eukaryota, Metazoa, Chordata, Actinopteri, Salmoniformes, Salmonidae.